AUGUUGAAGAAAAAUGUUUUAUAUGCAAGGAGCAAGAAGCUUGAGAUGAAUUUUAAGCAUUAUAGCUACGUGUGGUUCUGUCUGCUACUACUGGCUAUUUUUCCAUACACACUGCAAAUUCAACAGUUUCAGUUAUUCAAGAGAGCUUACAGCUAUCUAGCUGGUAGUCAUAAAACUGAAGUUUGUUUCGAUGAGACUAUGGACAUACUCAUCAGAAUAGCAGCUUGUUCUAUCAAGAAGUGCAUCCUCAAAUGCUUGGAUUUAACCGGCAUGAACUUGAGAGGCAUCAACUACAGGACAUCAGUGGGAUCUUGUUUGUGUGUUCCGAAAAUGAACCUUCUGUAUAACGUAACUACUGAUCUGACUGGAGGAUGCCUGGCGUAUGUAACUUACGACUGUCCAUCCGAAUUCGACUACAUAGUAGAGAACAACAGGUGUUACAACUAUCAGGUACAGCAAAACACUUGGAUCGUCUCCAGGGAUAUUUGCAAUGCUCUGCUCAACUCCCAUCUCCUUAUCAUUGAUGAUUCUAAUGAACAUCAUGUUCUCAGCUCAUAUUUAUACAACAAAAAUUUUUUGAUGGUUUGGACAGCUGGCUUUCGAUCGUACAUCAAUAGAACUUCUUUUUUCAUCUGGCAACCCUAUCCAGGAAAAGAGAGUCCAAUCAGUUACUACUCCUGGUGGAAUGAUGGUGCAAACUUAGUGAACCUUAAUAUGAACUGCAUUGUAUUCGUAAUCGAAAUAAACCGCAUGGAGAAUAAUUAUUGCGGCAGUUCGUUUUCCGUUCUAUGUGAGAUCGAUGUAAUAGCAGAGGAUCUCUUUACAUUCGAACCCGAUUCCUGCCUCAGCACUGCCAGGCAUCUUAACCACUACACUAUCGUGCUGCCCAACACUUCACAAUUCGGCUACAAUGGCUUACGUCAUAUCCUAUUAGUGAAUUCGGAGAUUUAA
Helobdella robusta is the source of this 951-nucleotide messenger RNA. RefSeq lists its product as hypothetical. The record is from RefSeq and is a predicted model, not a curated record. Bases 1 to 951 code for a protein of 316 amino acids. Lineage: Eukaryota; Metazoa; Annelida; Clitellata; Rhynchobdellida; Glossiphoniidae. The transcript has 7 exons.